Messenger RNA from Daldinia decipiens, 2059 nucleotides. RefSeq lists its product as uncharacterized. NCBI's taxonomy places the organism in Eukaryota, Fungi, Ascomycota, Sordariomycetes, Xylariales, Hypoxylaceae. The annotation marks the transcript as partial. The transcript has 3 exons. The record is from RefSeq and is a predicted model, not a curated record.
GAUGACAUCGUCGCUGUAUGUGCCUGGGACAACCAACUACGGCGAUGUAGGGUCGAAGAUAGUGACAGAAACUAUACCAGAAUCAGACUACGGUGAUAUUGGAUCGACAUCAAUAUAUGAAUCCGUGGCAUCCACAAACCACGGCGGCAUCGGCACGAUUACGAUCUCAGAGACAGUACCACGGACACCAACCUUUGUAACGCCAACUGCCACCGUUGUGACGAACUCAGAGGGUGUAAUCACGACUUCAACGAGCAUCCCGGAACCCAUCUCAACACCUCAAACGACUACUCUCACCGACUCCCAAGGCCAACCCACAGCCACACAAGAAACCAGCGUGCUCGUCACGCCCUCCGUCAUAACCCAGACAGAUUCGACUGGGAAGCCCGCCGCAACAGCAACAUUAUACCCGAUAAUUCCUCCUCCAUCGGACGAUGGCGAAGACAACAACAGCAACGUUGUAACGAAGGUCUACCAUAUCAACCAUGUGCAAUACUUCAUCGGCAGUUUCCUACCCACGCUCCUAGCCAUCGCUCUGGCGAUCCCCGUCCGCAUCCUCGACGUCAAUGCGAAGAUCCUGCAACCAUGGCACGAGCUGGCGCAUGACCGCGGGGCCUCCGGUCGGGAGUCGCUAUGUCUGAAUACUUCAGGCCUGCAGUCUAUUACCGCAAGUUUGCGCUCGCUAGUUGGUGGCCAGGCUCUCGUGUUCCUGACGACCGUGCUUGUGCUCGCCUCUGCACUGCUGAUCCCUGUCUCUGCUGAAGCUGUCAAGUUUGACUUGCGCGGCAUUGGGUGCGUCGCGGGCAGCGGAAAUGCCAGCAAUUGCGCCUAUGUGCUCAGCGUGUUCGACCAAGCGGCUAAGGGUACGGCUGUAUUGUUGGCGUUGAUGGGCCUGGCGACCUUGAUGCUGAUCAUAGUGUUGGCGCGAUGGCGCUCUGGAAUUAGCACAAACCCUUGGAGUAUCUGUGGAACGGCAUCGCUGUCGCUGAACCCGGAUGUGCGGCUCCUCUUCACGAGCCUGCCUGCCGGCAUUGACGCGGGUAAGAUGCCUAAGAGUCUUCUCGAGUCUGUUCUAGAGGAUCGGUGGUUCAAACUGGGGUACUUCUACGGUGCGAACGGGACGGUUGAGUACGGAGUUAUGCUACGUGAAAAUGCGUAUAGUAAUAAGUACGCUCCAGGUCAAAUAGGGGGCGAAGAAAAAGAGCCGCAAGAUCAUCACGCAGCACCGACGGAACCGAAGCAUCACUUGCCUUUUCUUAUGUUAGGGUAUAUAGGACGAGGCUUGUUCUUAUUUAUCCUAUGUGGGCUACUGGGUCUAAUAUUAUACUACAACAACACUGGCGGAGAUACAGCGUUCGAGAGGUUUAUGGAUAGCGAGUCGUUCGGAGUACGGUUUUUGUUUACCGCCGUCGGUGUUGUUAUUAGUUUCUUCUGGGCCUCAUUCUUCAGUAGCAUCGCUAUUCUAAGCCCCUAUCAGCUCUUGGCCAGUUCACCCCAACAUGCCCGGCGAUCAAUUCUACUUGCGCCACCAACCAAUGCAUUCUCGGGGCUCCUAUCCUCAAUACGACGACGUCACGGUUUCCUUGCCGUUGUUGCGUUAACUUCCAUCCUAUCCGAGUUCCUAACUAUCUUCCUCAGCAAUAUCCCUUACCGGGUCACCCAGACCUUCCUACUACAUCAGGUCUGUACGUGGUCUGCUGUUGGCAUCCUCUGCAUCAUGGUGCUCGUUGUCGUUGCCUCCUUCUUUAUCACUUGGCCGCAUAUGCCUGUCGAUCCAAGUACCAUCGCGGGAGCUAUGUACUAUGUAUGUGAUUCGUGGAUGCUUAGCCGUUUUGAGGGUUUAAGUACAUUAAAGCGUAAGGAUAGAGACUGGCGCGUUAAUGAGAUGGGGCUAAAGUACGAGUUUGGGGAAAUCAGAGGCGCCUCAGGCAUAGCGCGAAUCGGCGUGGAUGCAUCGGCAUCGUCUGGGGGUAUGAGUUGGGCGUAAUGAGCUUGAAUUAAUCAAUCUACCUGAUAUAUCUAUACAUACCCCAGUCCGAUUAUAUGGCAUAGCACAAGC